This is a messenger RNA of Strongylus vulgaris, 509 nucleotides long. The record is from the annotation of a GenBank genome assembly. Lineage: Eukaryota; Metazoa; Nematoda; Chromadorea; Rhabditida; Strongylidae.
AUGAUUUUAAAUGUCCUCAAUGGAAGAAAUUACCGCGCACGCAUCACCGCUAUCCUAAAACCCAAGUAUGUGAAUCGCUACAAACACUUUGCUAAAAACGCCUAUUUAGGACUGCCAAUCAGUAACGGCCGUCUCUUCGACGUUGAUCGUCAUUUUGUGCGACGAAAACGUCGCGCUUCCGGAGAACGACGUCGGAUUGCUGGCGUGCGAGGAAUCGCUCGCGACUGUGGCAUCGCCUGCCAUCUGCGUUUGCGAUCCAUCGACCUCGUCUACCCUAAGCACUCUCAUAAGUUCUCACACAGGUCACUACCAGUCGUCGAAAACGCGGACGUGGUGCCUCUCGUGCAGUACCUCGACAGCGACUCGUCGGCUCGAGCGCGACUCUCCCGUGCCGCGAGCGAUUGUAUAUACCGAGCACGAGUCGUCGAUGCCGAAGACUCGAGCAUCGUCAACCUCUGCGACAGUGACAAUGGCCUGGUGAGUUAUUGGCUCAAACUAGAUUAUUGAGA